AUGGCUGGCGGUAGCAAGACUAGUAAGAGAACUAGUACGUACAGCUCCGCAGCAUUUUACGAAGUCGACGGCGGCGGUCAAAUUGUUGGCUCUAGUUUGCUGGGGAGAGGGAGGAUACGUAAGGGUAAGCGAUCUGCGGGGUUAAUGCCUGCUGAAGGGUGGGCUGGAGGGUGGGCUGGCACGGGCUGGGCUGGCACCGGCUGGGCGGGCGCCUUACUGGGUGACGAGUUUAAAAUUAGUGAAAUAUUUAUUUUGGAAUAUCGAUCUCAAAAGCCUCAAUACUACGGCAAAAGAUCUGGCGAUGUUGGAGUUCACCUGUGCAGUCUGCAAAAACGACACUUUUGA
Messenger RNA from Neurospora tetrasperma FGSC 2508, 345 nucleotides. RefSeq lists its product as uncharacterized. The record is from RefSeq and is a predicted model, not a curated record. Lineage: Eukaryota; Fungi; Ascomycota; Sordariomycetes; Sordariales; Sordariaceae. Bases 1 to 345 code for a protein of 114 amino acids. The transcript is spliced from 11 exons.